AUGAAUAACGAGGACACAGAGGAUCCAUCACGGAAGCAAGAGAAGGCGCUCCUAAACCAACCUUGGUUCAAAGAAGCAUACAAAGCUGCAGUAAAAUUUUAUGAAAAGGAUGAUGUAUUAGACUCUAAGGAUAGAGGAGAUUUGUAUGAGGCAUACAAUUCUAUUUCACGAGCUCAAAUGUUUGGUGGUUGGCUUGGGUUUUCAAGUGUCUUCAUUCCACCUUUUGCUUGUCAAUAUUAUAAGACAAAAGGUAUUAGGGGUGUCAAGGUACAAAGAAACUUUAUUAUAGGGUUAUUAACACUUGCUGGAUCUUCCUUGAUUGCCACUAAUAUUGCAUAUAAGAGAAAACUGGAAGAACUCGACCCUAAUCAACAGUUCGGAAAUAAGGGAGAUUAUGGUGAUGAUCUUUUGGAGGCUUCACAAGGUAAUUUUCCUCAACAGGUCAAACCUCGUCAACAAAGGCAAUAUGAGAUGAUGGAUCUGUUAGGAAGUGGAUCUGCCACAAGGUGGGCUGCUUAUUUUUCCAUUACAGAAAAGCAUCCAGAAAAGAGACUACCUAAUCCGACAAUUAAAUUACAAGAAAUUCAACAAGAAGGACUUAAGAGAUCAUCUUACUUGAAUCAGAGAGACCCUAUUGGACUUCAUGAUGAUAUACCUGAAAAAAAGCCUGUAUUGACUGAUUUAUUAAAUGAAAAGAAAGAAACCGCAAUAAAUCCCUCGAAUUCUAAUGUUGAUACCUGGGCUGGAAUUCGUACUGGGAAUAGUGUGGGUUCCUCUUGGGACAAAAUUAGAAAUAAUUCACCAAUAGGUACGAACGAUGAUUCAACUGCUGAUAGCAUGGAUAUAUUUGGGUUUGAUAAAAAUUUAGAAGAACCCAACAGUGAUAUAAAAGUAAAAACACAACCAAUUGUGAAUCAAGCAGUCUCUCAAGAAGAAUUUGAUAAACUUCUUGAAAGAGAAAGAAAUAAUAAUUGA
Messenger RNA from Maudiozyma barnettii, 975 nucleotides. RefSeq names its product Rci37p (gene RCI37). The record is from RefSeq and is a predicted model, not a curated record. The transcript has a single exon. Bases 1 to 975 code for a protein of 324 amino acids. Lineage: Eukaryota; Fungi; Ascomycota; Saccharomycetes; Saccharomycetales; Saccharomycetaceae.